UAUUAAAAAAAUAGGUCUUAGGCAUGUCUUGGAUUGCUUUGGGUGUUGCACAAAUGCACUACACCCCAAGCGUCGAGUCAUUGCAGUGCAUCAAAUCGCUUUGGGCAAGAAGAUAAUAUGUAAUUGGUCACUUCUCUGCCAGCUGACGUGAAAAUGGCUUACGUAGCUGCGAAGUAAGGCAAUGUCGCACUUGACAAGUCAGAGUGCCUGGGCAAUGCAUUCCGGAUAGUACCUAUUGUACCUUAGUAGAAGUCUUAAGGGGUCCUGCUGUUCCUGCUGUCUGGCUGGUUUUUCUAGGUACAGGCCUACUAUGUCGUGCACCAUCAUCAGCUUGUGAUUCGCCGAUCUUACCGCUUGUCGGAGGGGUCUAGGGCCAACCAAAGCUGGCUAGAACUUAAUCGACUAGGAUUGCGAUACCUCCAACCACAUACACAACUUCUUAUCAGUUGCAUGUACAAUACAUCUUUCUGCUUUUUUUCUUCUUCUUCUGACAACGUUCUACAGAGGCACAUCAACCUCUGCCUAAUUCAUCAUUAACCCCAACCGAGUUAUCGAUUGAGGUCGCAUCCAUAUUGAAAGCCUAGUAACGCGCAAUCUUCAAUUUGGUAUCACUACUUGGGCAUCAUUGCCACGAAAGAUGCCUGAGGUAAACGCCGCUCCCGCCGGGGAUGCUCGGCAAGAGCAGCAAGGCUCGAUAGUUGGAAAAAUCGUCCAGGGUUUAGCUAUAUGGAUUGGUAUGCAAUUGUUGAUGAAGCAGUUGACAGGUGGCAGUAACAAGACUCAAACGGCCACCGUUAACGACGCAUCUGGCAAUACUGUCCAGGUUCCUGCGAAUAAUGGCGAGAUACCCCCCUACCAGCUUCGUCCGCAGACUCUCGAUGAAGGCGCCGUGUGGAGCUCUAUUCCGCAUCGGCUUGCACCCAUCUGGCCUGAUGAUAGUGCUGUCGAUAUCAUCGUUACGCUUUCGCCAUCCUUUAAGCCAACCAAGAUCUCUGAUGUGCCGGAGGAGUAUGUGGUACUUAGCGAGAAGAAGUUUAAGCUAAGCAACUCGAGUGACACUCGCGUCGCCGAAGGUACCUUCAAUGUACCCUCGGCUGUUCAGAAGAAUGGGACUCUUUGGGGACACUUCUAUGUUGGACUGACGGGAGCUAAUCUCGACCCUCACGAGCCGGGAUUCGAUCCCGCUAAGGCCUUCCAUUUCGUGUACCCCAUGACGCAAUAUAUUCCAAAGAAGAAGGAAGCAAAAACCCGUAACUUGCUAGAGGGACGGCCUGAAUCAGAAGCAGAAGAGGAACCCGAACAGCAAGUUGCUGGACCCAUCAUCGCAAAUUACUAUCAUCCCAACACCAGUCUAUCAUUUAUUUCUGGUAUGGGUGUCUUGUCGUAUCCCCAAUUGCAACCGGCUGUCAGACAAUUCGUUCAACUAGAGGCUACAGGUGCUCGUGAUGGGUCCGGACAGAACUCGUGGUAUUACCCUAUUUUAUACGUUAAUACAUUCUGGCAACUCAAGAGUCAUAUGACGCUUCUUAAUGAAACGGUCAAAGCCCUACCCAUACGCCUCGACCUAGGUAACUUAAAAGGCUUAUAUUUCAACCUCAUGGCCACGAUGGAUUUCAAUUCCAAGCAGCAGCAAUUGCAAGCUGCGUAUGAUGCUCCUAUGCCAGGUGGCGGUGACGGUAGCGAGAUUGAAAUGAUCAAGGAGAUGUUCUUGGACACGAACCCCUAUCUCAUCGGCGUGACGGCAGUGGUGAGCAUUGCCCAUCUCUUCCUUGAGAUGCUCGCGUUCGGAUCCGAUAUCGCCCAUUACCGCAAGAAGAAGGACAACGUCGGUAUCUCGGUUCGCUCUAUCCUGGCUAACGUCUUUAUGCAAACUGUUAUCUUCCUAUACCUAAUCGACAACUCCCAAAAUACCAGUUGGAUGAUUCUCGCUACCCAAGGUAUUGGUAUCUUCAUCGAGUUCUGGAAGAUCACUACGGUUGUGCAUGUAAGAAUCCGACCAGCUCCCCCGGGAUCCUUAAUACCGUAUCGGAUCGCGUUUGAAGAUAAGUAUAAGCUUAGUGAGACGGAAGAAAAGACGAAGGAGUACGAUGAAAUCGCGUUCAAGUACAUGUACAUCGCCGCGGUUCCUUUACUCAUAGGCUAUGCCAUCUGGUCUCUGGUGUACGAAUCUCACAAAUCGUGGUACUCGUACAUCCUCACGACCUUGGUAGGAUCCGUGUACGCGUAUGGUUUCUUGAUGAUGGUACCCUCGCUUUAUAUCAACUACCGACUUAAGAGCGUUGCACACAUGCCCGGAAAAGCAAUGCUUUACAAGUUCUUGAAUACCUUUAUCGACGAUCUUUUUGCCUUUACCAUCAAGAUGCCGUUCUUGUACCGACUUGCCACGUUCCGAGACGAUAUCAUCUUCUUCAUCUACCUAUACCAACGCUGGGCGUACAGAAUUGACUAUAGCAGAGUUAACGAGUUCGGCCAAGGCGGCGACGAAGAGCCCGAGGAGCCUAAUGCCGAGCCUAAGUCGUUACCCAACGCCGAAGCUGUUGCCGAGAAAGUGGAAGCCACCGCAAAGGCCAGCGGUGCGGAUAAGGGUUCAGCGAAGAAGAGGAAGUAGAAAAAAAGGAUGCUAUUUGCUGAAAAUAACAUGUGUCUGUGCGUCUUGGGGAUACGAAACCAUGAAUGUUUAAUGUAGACAGACAUAUAGAAACGAAAUACCUCACUAGACGGAAUUGUCCGAAGAGAAGGUACUCUAAUUGCACUCAAUAGUUAUAUUGUGUCGCACAUCUUAAUAAUAUUGUUUUGCAUAUAAUUGCAUGAGUUACUUGUUAUGAAUUUAGUAUGAAG
This is a messenger RNA of Daldinia caldariorum, 2838 nucleotides long. Its product is annotated as cleft lip and palate transmembrane 1. NCBI's taxonomy places the organism in Eukaryota, Fungi, Ascomycota, Sordariomycetes, Xylariales, Hypoxylaceae. The record is from RefSeq and is a predicted model, not a curated record. The transcript has 4 exons. The coding region runs from base 638 to 2608 and encodes 656 amino acids. Gene Ontology annotation, cellular component: membrane; endomembrane system.